AAAAUGGAUAUGUUGAGGUGUUUAAAGUGAAAUAUGUGGACAACUUUAAGUGGUCGUAGAUGAUGAGUUAAGCCAAAAAACUAUUUUUUUUAUCUUCGAAAUCCUGAGUUAAGCCAAUGUUAAGCCAAUUCAUCCAAACAGUUCAGCUCUUCCUCCCCAACUCGCCGCCUCCACCGCGACGCCGCCGCCCUACCUACCCUCCCAUCCGCAGCGCCACUCUGCAUCACCGCCCCCAUUCUUGAUAUAAAUCCCCUUUCUUCCAUCUGCGUAAAUGAAGCUCUGCUGUCAUCCUCUUCAAUCAGCCAUGAAGAUGAAACUACCUCUUUGAGCUUCAAAUGGGAAAAAAAUGAACCUAUCACCUCGUAUAAUCUCUCCUUUAGCUUCCAAUUUACUCACAAAAACUUCCCAUUUCUACACUCAAUUCCACCAAAAUCCAUAUUCAACUCAUUCACUCCAAGCUCUUCAAAAUUCCCCCAAUUCGAACAACUCCAUCAUCACUUCUAUGUGUAAUUCACUACGCAGAGGAGAAAAUUGGCAAGUCUUAACAAAAAAGUUUCAAUCUUUUCACUUUACUGACCCAAUUGUUCAAGAAGUGCUCUUACAGCUCAAAGAACCUCAUGAUGCCAAAAAUGCCCUCAGUUUCUUCCAUUGGUCAGCAAAAAGUUUUAAUUCUCGACAUGGGGUUUUCAUUUAUUGCAUUAUAAUUCAUAUUCUUGCGAAAUCUAAGCUUGUUAGACAUGCCAAUGCGUUGAUUGAAUCUGUUUUGAGGAAAGAAUCAGGGGUUGAUGGACAUGUGUUUAGUGUUCUUGCUUGUUUAAUUGGAAGUUAUAAAUUAGCUGAUUCGUGUUCGUUUGUGUUUGAUUUGUUUGUGCAAUGUUGUGCUAAGUUGAGAAUGAUAGAUAAGGGUCUGGAUGUUUGUAAAUUGUUGGAUGGAAAUGGAUUUAUGCUUAGUUUAAUUAGUUAUAAUACUCUGCUACAUGUCGUGCAAAAGUCAGAAAAGACUUCGAUGGUUUGGGGUAUCUAUGAGUAUAUGAUUGAAAAAAGGAUAUACCCGAAUGAAAUGACAACUAGAAUUAUGAUUAGUGCUUUGUGCAAACAAGGGAGGUUACAGAGAUUUUUGGAUGUUUUGGAGAAAAGUCAUGGAAAAAGAUGUCGACCUGGGGUUGUUGUGAAUACGUGUUUGAUAUAUGGGAUGAUUGAGGAAGGUAGAAUUGAAGACGGGUUAAGGUUGAUGAGGAGAAUGUUGCAAAAGAAUAUGAUACUUGAUACAAUUUCUUGUUCGUUGAUCGUUCUUGCAAAGGUGAAGAUGAGAGAUCUGGAGUCUGCUUGGGGGGUUUAUGAUGAAAUGCUUAGGCGGGGUUUUGAAGGGAAUGCACUGGUGUACGAUUCAUUCAUUGGGGCAUAUUGUGAGGAGAAGCGGAUAGAUGAAGCGAUUAAGUUGAUGGACGAAAUGGAGUGUUUGAAUAUGAAACCAUUUAGUGAAACAUUUAAUCACCUGAUUAAGGUUUGUUCAGAAGUGGGAAGAUUAGAAGAAAGCUUGAAAAUUUGUGAUAAAAUGAUAGGAAAUGGGCUCCUUCCUAGUUGUUUAUCUUUUAAUGCGCUUGUUGCCAAGCUUUCUGAAAAUGGAAGUGCAAAGUGUGCUAAUAAGCUAUUGACUACUCUGAUGGAUAAGGGUUUCAUUCCAGAUCAAAGCAUCUAUAGUUACCUCAUUGUUGGUUAUGCCAACGUCGGUGACGUUGAGGGAGCACUUAAGCUUUAUUAUGAAAUGCAAUAUAGGUCGAUCUCUCCUAAUACUUCUAUUUUUGAUUAUUUAAUUAUUGCUUUGUGUGAAUGCGGGAGAUUGAAAGAAGCGGACGAAUUUCUGUCUUUAAUGAUUGGUCAAUCCUUGAGACCAAGCAUUCAUGUUUAUAAGAAAUUAAUCGCAAGACACUUGGAGAGGGGUGAUGAAACAAGGGCUAAUCAUCUGUACAGACAAAGACGUACCGAGAUUGACAACAUACAAUAGAAUAUUUCUGAGCUUUCUACUUUAUUUGCAAUGCUGUCUUGUUGUAUCAGUAAGCGGAUUAAAGUUGUUUCGCACAACUUCCUUUGUGAUGGCAUUGGUGAAUGUUUGUAGCAGUAAUGGAUGGAUGAGAGUGAUGGUACAAGUGAUUCUGUACUACAGCAUAAACCUAUCUGGGCUACUUAUAACCCGAAGUGGAAGAAGGAGAAGAAAAGAACAGUAGAAAAGAAGAAACAAGGUGAUCUGCACGGCACAUAUGGUUUUGUUCUGUCUUUAGCAGAUAUGGAUGAACAUCUUAUAAUGGAAGACGGAAGUCUUGUUUGGACAUGUAAAGAUGUACUCCAACAUCAGAAUGAUAAGAUGAUACCUUUGAGAAUCAUUUCAAGCUAUGUGGUUGGACUCUUCAAAAAUAUCAACAAGUGCGCAUCGGAUCCAACACGGAUGCAACAACUUUCCAUCUAUUAUUUGAGUGUUCUUAUUCUGCAGCUAUAUGGAUUUGAUGGUAUCCUGGAGCUUGUCAAGCUCAUUAUUGUGGAGAUAUUAUAUACAGAGACGGAGUCAGCAUUUGAAGCUUAUGUGUUCUACAUUUUGUUUUUGUUAAGAUGAAUUCUUCCAAGUUUGAUGAUAAAAGGUUUAUUUACCAAAAGAGAAAAUGGCCAAAAGCCGCUCCCAAAAAAUCUAUAAUCAGAUUUCCAACUACACACUGAUACUUUACGGGGUAUCACCUCCUGAAUUUUAUAAAACUGAAAUUAUUACCUCCCUGAACAAUAUUAAAAUUUCGUUUUAAAUAUAUCUUUUUAGUAAAUAUAUUUAUUUUAAAUGAUUUCUUGUUCUUAUUUGUUUUCUUUCUUCUCCAUAUCAAUAUAAAUCAAAUAUCUUCAUCUUUCACCAUCUCUAAGCCAUUGUUGUCAGCACCAUCUCCAAUGAAUUUGUCAUUUAAUUUUAAACAAAAUUUUGAACUCAUGUAAAACUCUUGCAAAAUCAAUCAACCUAAAUCAAUUGUAGAUAAUUUACAUAUUCAUAUCACCUCAAACUACUUUAGAUUUGAUUUGAGAAAAAUUAAGUACUUAAUCUCUUUGGAAUUCAAGGAUUCUUGAAACAUUCCUUCCAAAUUCAUUGAUCGAUUUAUGUUCGUAUCUUCACCUCAUUUGGGAGGCAACACUAGAAAUUGCAAAAUGGGGCACUCCAUUUUUCUUCUUUCUUGCCUUUUAAGAACUAUUAUCUAGGUGAUCUGGGUUUAAUUUAAAUUCAUUCCCCCUAAUAGAUCCUUUAAUUAUCAAUCUCAAAUCUCAGUUAAUCAACUAUACCUCACAAAUUGUCGCUAUCAAUCUCAUUAAAUCAUCAAUCGUCGGUGAAUCAGGUUUUUCCUCUUCGAAAUUAUCGAUGAUGAUGUGGAAGACAUCAAAGACUCCUCAUAUUCCUCGAGAGUUUGAUGACCUUCAUUAAUGGCAAUAAUAAUCUGCCCCGUUCAUCCUCUCUCCCCUAUUCCUUCACUUUUUUAAUUUGUUUUUUAGAUUUUCAAAGCAAUGUUCAAAUAUCCCGAUAUCAUCAUUCACCUAUCUUCUUCAAAGAUUCAGUUCAUUAUUCAGCCAUCUUCUUCAAAGAUCCAAUUUUGAUGAACUUAUGAUGUUUUAGUAAUGUUGAAAAUGGUGAAAGUGCUUUGGUGAUGGAAGGGAUGGGUGAAAAUAAUAAAAAAAAAGAGUAAAGGAAUAUAAAAAAUGAAAAGAAAUUAUAUAUGAUGACUUUCCACGUGUCAAAUGUGUGAAACUCACAUGCCACCAUAUAUCUGGUUAUGGCUUUUUAAGGGAAUAAUUAUUUCAUUUUUGAACAGUUCAGGGGGUGAUAGGACAUCCGUGAAGUUUAAGUGUGUAGUUGGAAAUCGGGGGUAUACAUUGAGGGGGUAUUUGACCAUUUUCUCUUUAUCAAAAUAAAUUAUAUUUCACUAUACUGGUCAACUUUUUUUUAAAAUCAAUUUUUCAUGUCAUGUUAUACUAUGUGUUUUUAGUAUUUGAACAAUUGAUGUCGUUGUAAGUAAGUUUAACUAUAUUGAGCUUCGAAAGCUAAGUAUUAUCAAUAAAUA
Molecule: messenger RNA, 4082 nt
Organism: Solanum lycopersicum (tomato)
Lineage: Eukaryota; Viridiplantae; Streptophyta; Magnoliopsida; Solanales; Solanaceae
Source: RefSeq, a predicted model, not a curated record